Molecule: messenger RNA, 1377 nt
Organism: Podarcis lilfordi (Lilford's wall lizard)
Lineage: Eukaryota; Metazoa; Chordata; Lepidosauria; Squamata; Lacertidae
Source: the annotation of a GenBank genome assembly
AUGGAAAAACUGCUCUGUGGCAUCCUGGUGUUUGGAGUGGCUGUUGUGGUCAACGCUUGUCCGAAAUAUUGUGUCUGCCAGAACCUGUCUGAGUCACUGGGGACUCUUUGCCCUUCCAAGGGCCUCCUUUUUGUACCACCAGACAUAGACAGGAGGACUGUUGAACUCCGUCUUGGGGGCAACUUCAUUAUCAACAUCAGUAGACAGGACUUUGCCAACAUGACGGGCCUUGUUGACCUUACAUUAUCUAGGAAUACCAUCAGUUACAUACAGCCCUAUUCUUUUGCUGACCUAGAGAGCCUACGGUCCUUGCAUUUGGAUAGUAACAGGCUGCCUGACAUUGGGGAGGAUAUUUUGAGAGGCCUGAUUAAUCUUCAGCACUUGAUUAUAAACAACAACCAGCUGAGCUGCAUUUCAGAUGAAGCCUUUGAAGACUUCUUGUUCACCUUGGAAGAUCUGGAUCUUUCUUACAAUAACCUCAGAAGCAUCCCUUGGGAAUCUAUAAGGAAGAUGGUAAACUUGCACCAGAUUAGUUUAGACCAUAAUUUGAUAGAUUAUAUUACAGAGGGUACCUUUGCAGAUCUUCAGAAACUGGCCAGGUUGGAUCUAACCUCCAACAGACUUCAGAAGCUGCCUCCUGAUCCCAUAUUUGCCAGAUCCCAAACAGCUCCAUUAACCUCAACUCCAUUCUCCACACCUUUAUCUCUGAGCUUUGGUGGAAACCCUUUGCAUUGCAACUGUGAACUGAUGUGGCUGCGGCGUCUUGACAGAGAUGAUGAUAUGGAAACUUGUGCUUCUCCCCCGGGACUAAAAGGGAGGUACUUUUGGUAUGUCCGGGAAGAGGAGUUCAUUUGUGAGCCUCCCUUGAUCACACAGCACACCCACAAAUUGUUGGUUUUAGAAGGACAAACAGCCACCUUGAAGUGCAAAGCAAUUGGAGAUCCAUCUCCAGUUAUUCACUGGGUGGCACCAGAUGAUCGACUUAUUGGGAAUUCUUCAAGGACAGCUGUUUAUGACAAUGGCACCUUGGAAAUCCUGAUCACAACAUCCAAGGAUUAUGGGACAUUCACGUGCAUAGCGGCAAAUGCUGCUGGAGAGUCUACUGCAACAAUUGAGCUGUCAAUUGUCCAGCUUCCCCAUCUCAGCAAUGGAACAGGUCGGGCCGCCCCACCAAAAUCAAGGCUUUCUGACAUCACCAGCUCCAGCAAGUCAAAUCGAGGGGAAACCAAGGGGCCACCUGAAAGGGCUGUGUUGGUCUCUGAGGUUACAACUACCUCAGCUUUGGUCAAAUGGACAGUAAGCAAGUCAGCUCCAAGAGUUAAAAUGUACCAGCUACAGUAUAACUGCUCUGAUGAUGAGGUUCUAAUUUACAGGUAA